AUGAUGAAUUCUAAGGAGCCGAUAAACCAGAAUUCGAGCACAAACCCUAGUAAAAGGCCCCUGGUGGAAAUUGAUAAGCCAACAACCCUAAUAGGCACACUGGUGGCCAUUGAUCACACCAGCCUCUGUUACAGAGUCUGCUCUGUCUGUGAAAAAACUCUCUCUGACAACACAAACGCUUGCAAAUACUGCAACUUUAAAAACUCUUUCAACCCGGGUUCAUCUGGCUCUAGGCGCCUCUUUCGAGUCCUUAUGUCUAUAGCUACUGAUAAACAGGUUUUUGUGGUGAUAAUGUUUGAUCGGGCGGCUAGAGUGCUGUUUGGUUGCUCUGCUGAUGAGUUCUUUGACUUUGCCAAGACUCACCCCUUUGCUGCUGUGACGGCCAGUAAGGCUCUGGAGGGAGAGAUGUUGAGAGUGACACUUUCACAACCAAAGAAUGGUAAUGCACAACAUCUGCGCGUGGUGUCAGUUGUGCCUUUACGAUCUGGUUUUCAGUCAGCUAUUGAGACCUUGAGGGAAUUGUAUUGA
Fraxinus pennsylvanica is the source of this 528-nucleotide messenger RNA. Lineage: Eukaryota; Viridiplantae; Streptophyta; Magnoliopsida; Lamiales; Oleaceae. The record is from the annotation of a GenBank genome assembly.